Molecule: messenger RNA, 5219 nt
Organism: Pipra filicauda (Wire-tailed manakin)
Lineage: Eukaryota; Metazoa; Chordata; Aves; Passeriformes; Pipridae
Gene: ZBTB10
Product: zinc finger and BTB domain containing 10
Exons: 5
Coding region: 348-2825 (825 amino acids)
Biological process (GO): regulation of transcription by RNA polymerase II
Molecular function (GO): DNA-binding transcription factor activity, RNA polymerase II-specific; protein binding; RNA polymerase II cis-regulatory region sequence-specific DNA binding
Source: RefSeq, a predicted model, not a curated record
CUGCCCGCCCCCCGCUCGCGCCCCCCCUCCCCUCCCCUCCCCUGCGGCGGCGGCGGGCGGCGGCCGCGGUGCAUUGUGGGCGCAGCCCGUUGUUCAUUUGCCACCCGACCCGAUCCGGGGCCUGUCGGGACGGAAGCGCCGCCGCCGAGCGAUCGAGCGGGAUCCAUUGUGGGCAGCCCCGCGCCCGCCGCGAUCCAGGCCGGACCCGGGGCAGUGGGGAGCGAGCGGCCGCGCUUCGCCUCUUUCGGCCGCCGCCCCCGCGCGGCAGCCGGGCGCCUCCUUCCCCCGCCCCGUUCCCGCGGCGGACGGAGCGCUCGGCCGGGCGGGGGGCGCGGGGCGCGCCCGCCAUGUUCGCGGAGAUAAACCGGCGGACGCUCGCGUUCCGCGGCGGCGGCCUCGUCACCCCCGCGGCGGCCCCCUCGGCGGCGGGGGCCGAGGCCUGGGAGCGGCAGGACCCCGAGGCGCUGAACGGGCGCGGGGCGGACGAGGAGGCGGAGCUGGAGGGGCUGGAGGCCGAGGAGCUGGAGGCCGCCGCCGCCGAGGAGAAGGAGCUGCUGCUGCCCCAGGACGCGGCGUCGCCCCCCGCCGCCGCCGGUCCCAUGUUCGCCGAGAGAAACCGCCGGACUCUGGCCUUCCGCGGCGGCGGGGGGCUCCUGGGCGCCCACCCCGCCGCUAACAAUGGCUGCGAGGCCGCGGCCUGGCCGCGGAAGCACUUCAAUGGGCGGGGGGCGGACGAGGAGAUGGAGCUGGAGGGCGCGGAGGGGCUGGAACCGGAGGGGCUGCUGGAGGGCAAGGAGCUCGUCCAGGACGGGGGCUCGCUGAGUGACAGCAGCGACGAUGAGGAGGACGGCGAAGGGGGCAGCCUGGGCGACGGCAGCGGCGCCGAGGGCGGCAGCUGUAGCAGCAGCCGGCGAUCGGGGGGCGACGGCGGGGACGAGGCGGAGGGCAGUGGCGAGGGGGAGAGCAUCAGGCACUUCCCGCUGGCCAGGCCCAAGUCCCUGCUGCAGAAGCUGCACAUCUCCUUCCAGGGCUCCUGGCUCAAGGAGUUCCCGUGGCUCUACUACUGCCAAGAGACCGGCCUCAUGUCCUGCGCCUGGUGUACUGCGGCCGCGGCCGCCGCCGCGCCCCCCGAGCUGAUCAUGGCCGGCGGGCCCCUGCCCGGGGGGCACGACGAGCUCUGCAAGGGCACCCGCAACUACAAGCGCACCCUGCUGCUGCGGCACCACCUCUCCGCUGAGCAUCGUCUCAACGAGCCCGGCAGCGCCGAGCAGGAGGCGGAGUUACCAUCAGAACUGAACAAUGAAGGAUACUGUGAUUUUAACAGUAGGCCAAACGAGAACUCUUACUGCUAUCAGCUCCUGCAAGAGCUCAACGAGCAGAGGAAGAAAGGCAUUCUUUGUGAUGUUAAUAUUGUGGUGAGUGGGAGGGUCUUCAGAGCUCACAAGAACAUCCUGGUUGCAGGCAGCCGCUUCUUUAAGACUCUGUAUUGCUUUACAAACAAAGAAAGCCGGAACCAAACCACUGUUACCUAUUUAGACGUUGUUGCUGUUCAAGGUUUUUCUGUCAUCUUGGACUUCUUAUAUUCUGGUAACCUCGUGCUUACGAGCCAAAAUGCCAUUGAAGUGAUGUCGGUGGCCAGCUACCUUCAGAUGACGGAGGUUGUCCAGUCCUGCCGCAACUUCAUUAAAGAUGCCUUAAACAUAAGUAUAAAAUCAGAAGCUCCAGAGACCGUUGUAGUGGAUUACAACAGAAGAUCUGUUAGUAGGGAUGGUUUGUCUCCAAGGGAUCAGAAAGUUGCCAGCUUCUGGGCAACACGAAACCUUACCAACUUGGCAAGUAGCAUAAAAACUGAGAACGAUCCCUAUCCAAUUGAUGAGGGCCAAAUGGAAAGCUACCAAAUGAACGACUGCAGUUGGGUCCAGGACAGCUCACCUGAAAUGGCUGAAAAUGAAUCUCAAGGUGAGGGAAAAGUUUUUGUGUGGAAUGACAUGGGUGCACAGGGACAAUCAGUUCAAGAACCUGGAAAAGCAAGAAGGAAAAACCAAACUGCAAAGAGAUUUAUUUAUAAUAUACCACCUAAUACUGAAGAGAACUCAGAAGAUUGCUCAGUGUUGCAACCAUCAGUCCCAUAUCCAGAAGAAGAUCUGUCAUUUAUUAAAGAAGAAGCAGCAACCUCAAGUGACUUCAAGUAUGGUCUGCUGCCGGGUACCUCAAGUGACUUCAAGUACGGUCUGCUGCCGGGUACUUCCAGUGACUUCAAGUAUGGACUGCUGCCGGGUACUUCUGGUGACUUCAAGUAUGGACUGCUGCCAGAAUCUUGGCCAAAAGAAGCUUGGGAAAAUGGCGAUUCCUCUGCUUUAAUCAUGAACAAGUUGAAGUGUCCACACUGUAAUUAUGUAGCCAAAUACAGAAGAACACUAAAGAGACACUUGCUCAUUCACACAGGCGUGAGAUCUUUCAGUUGUGACAUCUGUGGGAAGCUGUUUACACGAAGAGAGCAUGUAAAGAGACAUUCCUUGGUGCAUAAAAAGGAUAAAAAGUAUAAGUGUAUGGUGUGUAAGAAGAUUUUCAUGCUAGCAGCCAGUGUUGGAAUAAGACACGGAUCACGACGUUAUGGAGUUUGUGUAGACUGUGCAGAUAAAUCUCAACCUGGAGGGCAAGAAGGAGCAGACCAGGUGCAGGACACAGAUUUCCCUAGGGAUGAAGAAUAUGAGGAAAAUGAAGUGGGAGAAGGUGAUGAGGAGCUUGGUGAUGAUGUAGAAGAACAGAAUGACCAGUCCCGAUGGGAUGAAGCUGGGGAAGUUUGUAUGCCUUUAGAUGACUGACAGAGCAUAUGACUUCAGGGUGCUGCAAAUGGACACUGUAUGGAUUGACUAUUUGACUAUAUGAAUUUUGGGACUGAAGGCUUGCGAAAUAUGGUACAGGCUGGAUGGUAGUUACAUUGCUGUGAAAAAUGUAGGGUCAAAGCCUUAUAGCAAAAAAAGGAUUAUUAAUUUUUUUAUGAUAUUUGCACAGGACUGUACAGCAUACAACCAUUUGGUUGAAUUAUACAGAGUCCUCACAUCUACAGUCAGUUAUCAAAAGAAAAAUGUAUUUUUUAUUAUUUAUAGGCUAUAGCUACUUGGGUCCUAUUCAGACAUAGUAGUAACUGUAAUUAUGUUACACAUUCAUGUAUCUGUUAACAUGAAUGAAGAAAAUUACAACUUUGUAUGGAAAUACAAAGACAGCUUUCCCAAAUCCACUUCUACUAUGGUCAGUGAGUCAGCGAAGGUAAUUUGGGGUAGUGGCUCAUUUUCCCCAAGCACGUCUUUGCCAUACAAAUUUUAUCCCUUCCAUAACCUGAGAGGUGAAAGCCAAUCAUUUAAAUAUGCGUCACAGAUAUUGCCAAAACCAUACUGAAAUUUGGUUUGAAAACUUUUGGCUCUGUGCUGGCAGGUGGUAUGGGUGAUAAGCACUGGAGAAGUUGUUAAUGGCAUUAAUUUAGCAUCUGUUUUUAAAGAAGGUUGUUGUUGAUUCAUCAGUUUCAAAAUGAUAACGCAGAAGAAAUGACCAAUAAUGAAAAUAAUAGACUGGUCAGAGCAUGGGUAAUUCUUGUGCCACUUGUAGUCAAAAGAAACAGUUAUGCUAAAAGGUAUCUGAUGUAAUAAUGUUUCUUCCCACUAAGGUGCCCCUUCUCAAACUUUUUGAUUUCCCUGGUGUAUACCUCAGUCCCACAAAAUAAAAAUACAAGGAAUGGAGAAAGUGUCAUAUUAAACAACUCUUUGGUCAAUAAUUUCUCACUUGUCCGCUUUUUGGCUAGUUUGUGAUGUGAAUUGAACACUAGGCUAUUUUGCCCAUCGUUCAUCAUUAAAAUGAACACAAACUAUUUUUUAUUCUUUUGUACUUAAUGGGUUGUUGCUAGUAUUUAAUAUAAACCAAUUACAUUUAAUUUGCUCAUUUGCUGGAAUUAUUUCUUUUAAGAAAAACAAAAAGUCCAAAGCAAAAUAAUACUCUUUGAGUUGUCCACUUUUCAGGGGGAUAUGCUCCCUAUGCUCUUUGCUUCAGAUUUUCUAGGAGGCAUUGAAACUUGAAUUUUUGUAGCCAUUAGACUUUUUUUCCCCUAAGCUUGUAAUAUUGUACCAAUGAUUUCAGGCCCCUUUUAUAGGGAGGGGAGGGCAUUACACCUUCACCUUAAACUCCUCUGUGUUGUCUAGCCUAAGGCAAACAAAUUCAGGCAAUCAUUGGAACAAUACAUCUGGUGUACUAUUAUGUCACAAUGAGUAAAUAUGCAGAGCAUUUAUCAUGACACAUAGCUAGGCCAGUGUGACAGUACUGUAUAAAAACCAAUUGAGGGUCACCAUAUUUUUCAACUUUGUUUAUUUUAAAAUGAGUAUAUUUUUUUCCUAUUUUAUAUCAGGUAACUAAAUUAUGGUAGUUGUGUGGAUAACUUUGAAUUAUGCUUUGACAGACAAAAUCUUACUGGUGCUCCAUCUGAUCAAAGUCGGUAUGUAUUUAAAGAGACAAGCUUUACUGUUGUCCAUAGAACAGUAACAUGAUGUUAAGGCAUUGUUUUUGCUGAUUGAAGCUAAGUUUGAACUACAGUUAUAUGGGAAUUAAAAUGCUUUUUUUUAUCAUCCACUUGUUUCAUUGGUAGCUUCCACAUCAUUGUAAACCUGACGUGAUUAGUUUUUUUUGGGGAGGGUGGGAAGGGUGGGGUGCCUUUUUUACACUGAAGAAUACAUUUUAUUCUCAUUGUUCUAGACUGAAAUGAGUAAUGUGUAAUCCUGGUGGGGUCCAAAGUAGAAAUUAGUUGGGCAAAAAUGAUAUGAAUUAAAAAGUAUUUUAAACGUUAAAGUAAUGUUCUGCUUUGUGAAUAUGUAAGUAUAGCAUAAAGAUUUUUCCAUCCCGUUUAUCCCUUUUAAAACCAUAGUUUACAAUUGGUAGAUCUGUCUAUAUAUAUAAGUAUAUAUAUAUAUAUCUGAAAUUCACCUAAAUCUGCUUUAUUAGGAUACUGCUCACUUAAUACUUAGAAACUGGACCUGGCUCUACAUUCUUAAUGUAUUUUCCUUUUUUUUUUUUUGUUUUUGUUUUGUUGAGUUUUUUCCUCAAGUAUGAACUUAUUCUCUUGGAAUUGAAUCUUCUUUUACUACUUAAAUCAUUUAUGUAUAUCUGGUAAAUUAUGACCAAAUUUGUUGUUAGACUGCAUACAGUAAAUCGAAAUAUACACUUGGUACACUACA